This is a messenger RNA of Diospyros lotus (date-plum), 1340 nucleotides long. Its product is annotated as short-chain dehydrogenase TIC 32 B, chloroplastic. The coding region runs from base 68 to 1078 and encodes 336 amino acids. The transcript has 8 exons. NCBI's taxonomy places the organism in Eukaryota, Viridiplantae, Streptophyta, Magnoliopsida, Ericales, Ebenaceae. The record is from RefSeq and is a predicted model, not a curated record.
GUAGUUGUACUUGGUUGCCAUUGUUGGGCGAUUAAGCUAGCUCGCUACUCUGAAAGGCUGGAUCCUGAUGAAGGAAGCACUGAGAUAUUUGGCUGGAAUUAGAGGCCCAAGUGGGUAUGGAUCAAAAUCAACAGCUGAGCAAGUUACGCAAGAUUGUUCUUGCUUGAUCUCUUCUCACCUCACUGCAAUUGUCACUGGCGCGACGUCGGGGAUCGGGGCAGAAACAGCCAGAGUGUUGGCAAAAAGAGGGGUAAGGGUGAUUAUCCCGGCAAGGGACUUGAAGAAAGCUGCUGAGACUAGGGAAAGAAUUCAGAAGGAAAGCCCAGAGGCUGAGAUUUUAGUGUUGGAGAUUGAUCUAAGCUCAUUUGCUUCAGUCAAGAGAUUUUGUUCCCAGUUCUUGUCUCUAGGAUUACCCCUUAAUAUUCUCAUGAAAUCACUGUGCAGUAACAAUGCUGGGAAAUUUUCACAGAAGUUGGAGUUCUCUGAAGACAAGAUUGAGAUGACAUUUGCCACAAAUUACUUGGGGCAUUUCCUGUUAACAGAAAUGUUGUUGGAAAGGAUGAUAGAGACGGCAGCAAGGACGGGUAUUGAGGGAAGGAUUAUCAAUCUCUCUUCUGUAAUACACGGUUGGAUUACAAGGGACUCCUUCUGCUUCACCAAAAUGCUCAACCCAAACAAGUAUAAUGGCACCCGUGCAUACGCUCAAUCGAAGCUGGCCAUCAUAUUGCACGCCAAGGAAAUGGCAAGACAGCUUAAGGCGAGAAAUGCAAGGGUGAGCAUCAAUGCAGUCCAUCCUGGGAUUGUGAAGACCGGCAUUAUCAGAGAUCAUAAAGGCUUCAUCACAGAUUCCCUCUUCUUCCUCGCAUCCAAACUGCUCAAAACAACUUCCCAGGGUGCAUCCACAACCUGCUAUGUAGCUCUGAGCCCACAAACAGAGGGGGUGAGUGGAAAGUACUUUGCAGACUGCAACGAAAGCAACUGCUCGGGGCUUGCAAGCGAUGAGUCUGAGGCUCACAAGCUUUGCAAGCAGAGCCGCGCUCUGAUUCACAGAAGGCUGCGUCAAUCAAUACUAGCUUGAUAUAUAUAUAUAUAUAUAUAAUCUUCUUCAUGGAAAAGUGAUCAUAUAAUAAAUAUUCUCAUAUAUAUAUAUCAAUAUCUAUAUAUAUAUCCACUUAGAUAGACGUCAUUGUUGAUAGGAUAGUCUAGUCCUACUGAUGUACAUGAAAAUAAUAAUAACGAAUACAAUACUUAUACACUGUCCUCAAGAAUUGGCACAAGCAAUUUUUCACCCAAAACCUUCUUCAACAGCACAACGGAUUAAUUGCAAGUACUUUCAUCUC